Messenger RNA from Kuraishia capsulata CBS 1993, 942 nucleotides. RefSeq lists its product as uncharacterized. NCBI's taxonomy places the organism in Eukaryota, Fungi, Ascomycota, Pichiomycetes, Pichiales, Pichiaceae. The record is from RefSeq and is a predicted model, not a curated record. Bases 1 to 942 code for a protein of 313 amino acids. The transcript has a single exon. Gene Ontology annotation, biological process: peptidyl-serine dephosphorylation; G1/S transition of mitotic cell cycle. Gene Ontology annotation, cellular component: cytoplasm. Gene Ontology annotation, molecular function: protein serine/threonine phosphatase activity.
AUGACAGAAAGAGGACCGGAUCAAUGGUUUGAGGAUAUCAAAAACUGCAAGACUCUCAGUGAAAAUGAUAUGAAACAGCUGUGUGAGAGGGUGAAGGAUCUGCUCAUGGAGGAGUCCAACAUCCAACCGGUGCAGUCUCCUGUGACGGUCUGUGGUGAUAUCCACGGCCAAUUUCAUGACUUGCUGGAGUUGUUCAAGAUAUCUGGAGGCUUUCCAACCUCAAACGGUAUCAGCAUAAAUUACAUUUUCCUCGGGGACUACGUUGACAGAGGAUACUUCUCCUUGGAGACGUUCACUUUACUAAUGGUUCUGAAGAUCAAAUUCCCACAACACAUCACUCUUGUAAGAGGCAACCAUGAGUCGAGACAAAUCACACAGGUAUAUGGGUUUUACGAGGAAUGUUUGAACAAGUAUGGAUCCACCAUGGUUUGGAAGUAUUGUUGCCAGGUCUUUGAUUUUUUGACGCUAAGUGCUAUAAUAGAUGGCAAAAUCCUUUGUAUUCAUGGUGGUCUUUCCCCAGAAAUAAGGAUGCUCGAUCAAAUCAGAGUUCUAUCAAGAGCCCAGGAAGUUCCUCACGAAGGUGGGUUUUGUGAUCUUGUUUGGUCAGAUCCUGACAAUGUUGAUCUCUGGGCAGUCUCGCCCAGAGGCGCUGGAUGGUUGUUCGGAGCAAAGGUUGCCCGUGAAUUCAACCACAUCAACAACUUACAGCUCAUUGCUAGAGCUCAUCAACUUGUCAUGGAGGGAUUUAGGUACCAUUUCAAAGAUAAAGAUGUGGUAACAGUGUGGUCUGCCCCAAACUACUGCUAUAGAUGUGGCAAUGUCGCCAGUGUUAUGAAAGUCGAUGACGAUCUGGAUGUCACGUUUAAGAUAUUCAGUGCAGUUCCCGAUGAUACCCAGAAGAUCAACCCAACCAAGAAUCAAAGGAAUGAAUACUUUUUGUGA